ACACGAAUAUGCUCUACAACAACACCAACAACAACAUUUCGAGGCCCUGAUGCAAGAAAAUAAUACUGGAAAUAGCUUUAGACAACGUAAGGAGCGGAUGUCAAAAAAGCAAAAAGAAAUAUAUGUCAAUUUUAUGGAACAGAAUCCCGUUAUAAACGAACAUCGGCGGAGCGACCCCAUAUUAGAUCAAUAUUGGGUAAAGUUAGCUGAUAUUCUAAACUCAGUGCCACAAGGUGCUGUAAAGCACGUAGCGGAGUGGAAACAGACUUUCGAUAACUGGCGGUACCGGGUGUUCUUGUAUGCUCGAUAUAACUCAAAAAUCACAGGCGCGGACGCAUUGAAUCCAAAAAGCUUUAAGCCUCUAACGCAAACGGAUAAACGGGCAUACCACUUUUGGAUAAGAAACCCCGAUACAGCUCCACCUGAUUUAGAAAAAAUGCGAAAUGUAUUUGUAAAUCUAGAGGAAACUCAACAAGAAUAGGUGUAGUCCUUUUUCUCGCGUGACCGACUAAAGAGUAAGAACGAUAGUAAAAUUGAGAAUCCUAUGUAUUUAUGUACUACCUAAGGCUAUUAAAUUUUUGUCAUACAAAUAUAAUAAGAAAUAAUUUAACUAAAAUGUUUACUUUAUUUUUAAGAAAGUAAAAGUUUCAUUUCCGACCAUCAAUGAACACUUUAUGUUA
This is a messenger RNA of Rhagoletis pomonella (apple maggot), 680 nucleotides long. RefSeq lists its product as uncharacterized. The transcript is spliced from 3 exons. Lineage: Eukaryota; Metazoa; Arthropoda; Insecta; Diptera; Tephritidae. The record is from RefSeq and is a predicted model, not a curated record. Bases 50 to 481 code for a protein of 143 amino acids.